Molecule: messenger RNA, 525 nt
Organism: Plasmopara halstedii
Lineage: Eukaryota; Oomycota; Peronosporomycetes; Peronosporales; Peronosporaceae
Exons: 3
Coding region: 1-525 (174 amino acids)
Source: RefSeq, a predicted model, not a curated record
AUGAUCUCACCCCUUUCAGCAGCUUCCAUACGGCGUAACCAACUGUCAGAGCUGACACCUACAGCCAACUAUCAGUCUCAACCUGCACGACGCCUCGGAACUGGUAUUUCUGCCGAUGACUCAGAAGAAAGACUCAAUCAAGACUUAAAGUUUCUCAAGCUUCUAUUUUCUCGCAUCAUUCCCGAACCCAAACAUGGUAAGAUUCCCAAAUGGUACGUAAAGUGGCUAAAUGGAAAAGAGACCCACCGCCAGACUGUGCUGCAACAUUGGAACAAAAAAAUGAAUCUGCCAGUAUCCGAGGGAGCUGCGACUGCACUCCUUGUUCUCACGUUGCGCCAUGAUAAAGUGAAAACAACUCUUAAUGUGAUAGUACUCUGCGAACGUGCACGCUCACAUGUCGAUGGAGCUCCGUAUGCUUGUCAGCGAGAUCAGAAGUUUCAAAUGAGUGAUAAGACAGCCCAAUUAAUCAUCUGGACAAUGCAAGCAGAGAUAUUAGACACUGCUACACAUGAGGCUAAGAUCUAG